GCCGAGAGAAGAGAAGGGAAGAGAAGAGAGGAGCCCACGCACACGCUAGCGCUUCUCGCGCAGGAGAGAUACCUGUCUUUACGCUCCUCUCGUCGUGUUUCACUCGGUCCGUGCUUCACUCUACUUACGGCUGACCCUGUUCGUAAUAAUUAAUGGCGUUAGACCAAGCGAGCGCGGCUGGCCGUCUCGUCCCGGCGGACUGGUCAUGCUUGGCUCCGGCGAUAAAUACACGGACGGUUCGUCCGCGUCCGAUUAAUGACACGGUGCUUGGCUUUUCGCGUUAUUAAACAAUUUCCGAGCGUCCGCUCGCUCGCCCGCACAAUUGAGCAGGCUCGUAAUUAACGACGUUAGCGCAUGCAGAUCGCUCGCUCGCUCGCUCGCUCGCUCGCAAGUACCCUCGCGAGCGAGCGAGCACGGGCGCCGAGCACGAGAGAAGCGGCCUAAUUGAUCGUUAACGCGACGGUCUAUCGAUCUUUUCCUUUCCACCGCUCUCGAUCGUGACUUCCUCGACUAUUACGUUAUUGUGCUGCGCCGGGGCAUCGCGAAAGCGCGAAGCGCACGCUUUAAUGAAGUCAGCGGCGAGUCAAGAGGCGCGUUUCUUCGCUUCUUCGGUCGGUUGAGCGGGUUCGAUAUGCCAGGAGGGCGGGGGGGGGGGAAGAGGAGGAAGAGAACGAGGAGAGCCGUCUCUUUGAUAGCCCCGAUGUGCGCUGAGACGAUAUGGUGAAAAAUACACGAAAGGCUCGGCCGGCACUCCCAAGUCCGCGCGCGCGCACGAGCGAAUUUGACACGCGAGCAACGGAAAGAGAUGAUAAAUCAUUAAUGAGCUGCCGCAUUCCUCGGUUAAUGAGAUACGCGAUAAGCCCCCGGUUGUUUAUCCGAAAUAUCGGACGCUAAGAGGAUCGAAUUAAGCGGACGCGCGCGCGCUCGUUCGGCCGGAGAUUGCCGCCGCUCGGUCCGGUCAAUCCCGAACGGCGGAAGGAUGCCGAGUCCGACGGCGAUUUUUUUCACCCGGCAUUCUUCAUCGGCGAGAUAAUCGACGCUACUAACGAAUCGAGCAGCGCUCACGGCGGAGACAAAUCGCGCGUCCGCCGUUGCUCGACGGACACAGCCGGCGCGCGACUCGAUCUCGUAUAACUCUUGAAUGUCGCGGUUGGGACUUCGCUCGAGAGAAGCGUCAGCGAGAAGAUGAAGCGUCAGCGACAGCUGAUGAUGAGGAUUGGCCGCCAUUGUGCGUCCGAGUGUGAUCGUCUGAUCGCACGUGUGCUUGCAGGCGGUGAACCCUGACCGGAGCAGCGGGUGCGUGACUGCAAGGAUGCGCGUACGCAGGAGACGGUGCGUGAUGUCCCGGUGACGACGACGACGACGACGACGGGGACGACGAGGACGAGCGCGACCGCGACCAUCUUCACGACACACACGCGAGCUCGCACGCAUUCACUCACUCAUUGACGAACCUACGCGCACCGAGCCAGAGAAGAGAUAGAGAGAUAGAGAUAGAUAAAUAAAGAGAGAGAGAGAGAGAGAGAGAGAGGAGGAAGAGGAGAAACACAAAGAUAAAGGAGGCAAACAGACCGAGAGAAAAAGAGCGAAACACGUGACCGCCGAUGCCGCGAUGAGGCUGGGUCCGAUUAUCCUGUCGUGGGUCACAGCCACGGCCGGUUGGCUGUGGCCGGCGGAAGCGCGGGCGCCGCGCUCCAGGGACUACGAGCUCUCGACGGAGUUCUUCCUGGUGCCGUCCGAGAUCGGCCACGGCCUGGCGAGCGUGGCGAGUGUCAUCAGCGUGCCGGCGCCGAACCGGACGGUCAGCGUGUUCCGGACACCGCCGAACAGGAAGGGCCAGGCGGAGCACGAGGUGGAGAUGCGACCAACGACGCCGCGGUCCUUGCUGAAGCAGCGACCUUGGGCGCUGCCGUUGGCCGCGCUCAGCGCUGCUGCGAUGCUCCUCAUGGCCGGUUUCGAGGUCUUCGUGUUGCUCAAGGCCCGAGCGACGGCACCGAACAGACGACACUUGUUCCUGGGCCAGGCGUUGCUCCUUGGUCUCUUCCUCUUGGCGGGACUGUCAGCCGCAGCGUCGCUCAGCCAAAACCCGCUGUCCUGCGCGGCCUUCCGAUUGGUGGGUCUGCCGGCCGCCCUCGUGUUCGCUGCGCUGCUGGUCAAAUGCGUCUUCUUGCUCUCGUUGAACAGCGGCGUGUACCUGCCGGCGCCCUAUCAGGCGCUGGUGCUGGUGUUCGCGGUGUUGGUGCAGGUGGCCAUUGUCGGGCAAUGGUUUUACGGCGAACCACCUGCGGUGAUCCAGGUGCAAGGCGCGGGCCAAAGCUCGCCAGCAUCAUCCACCUCCUGCAAGACUCCGCUCGGACAGAUAGUGGCUUCCCUCGGGUAUCCCGGAGCGUUGCUGGUGGCGGUGGCCUGCCUGGCGGUGCGGGCGCGUGGUGUACGCGACAAUAACCGGGAGGCAGCCUUCAUCGGGCUGGCGGUCGGGCUCUCGCUGCCGAUCUGGAUCUCCAGUGGCAUCGGCUCGGUCGCGGCCGGCAACGAGGGCGACCGCGAGGCUUGGCUGGCCUACGGUCUCUUGGCCACGUCGCUCUUCGUCUUCCUCACCAUGUUCCUGCCUAAGGGCCGGCAACUGGCCGCCCUGGGCCGCGAAGGACCCGCGACGGUGAUCCGCGACCGCGACGACGCUCUCAGCUCGCUUCCCGGCAGCGGCUACUCGCCCUCCUUCUUCCACUUCAAGCCCGCCGAGGCGUCGCUCAAGAGGAAGAUGCAUUAUCACAGCGCCGAUCGAGUCGCACUCGUCUCGUCCGGGAUACCCGGAUGCAGCGCCUGCAGGCACGGAGGAAGUCCUAUAUACUCGGACGAUGUGCACGGGCCCGUGGAGACGUUCGUCCUGCCGCCCGGCAUGUACUUGAGGCCGGAGGACGCCGGGAACCUCUACACGACCCUGUCGGCCAACCCCAACGUGUUCUUCCAGAGAGCGGCCCACCCCGGGAUGAUGUACUGAUCGAAGGCGAAGCAUCUCGCGCGGACUCCUCGCCCGAUAUGCGACCCGGCCGAGCUUUUGUAUCGCGCUCUAGAUUAGAUUACGGGGACGAUAAUGCGAUAUCGUUCUUCGCUGUAAAUAAUCGUCGUUAGAUUCUAAUAUGUGCGCGUCUCGAGAUACGUCGGCUAUCUCGCGCGGCUCUAUGAACUCUUUUCGUAAGCUCGAUGAAGCUGGACGAUCGUGCGAAUGUAGUUCACGAAAGAAGAUACAUACGCGCCGCGAUUCGCGCGUUGCCGCAGAGUGACGCGAUCGAUCAGUGAGAAUCGUCGAGAAUCGUCGGCGAGCCCUGUGAGAUAACAAGUGUGUGCCUUCGAAAUAACGAAAUAAACGUAUGAUACAUUUGUUUUACACAAGGUCCGCCAGUCUCCCACACUCGAUUCUUUCUGCGACUGUGCGUUUGUACAAGGCUCAAACUUGUUGAUAUUCUUCGUCGAUUUUAAUUACUCGAAGGACAAUACUAAAUAGAUACAUUACUUUAGGAAAUACCUGCGUAAGUACUCCAAGCGUGAAGAAAAUAUGUGCCAAUCUCAAGAGUUCCUUUUCAUUUUUCCUUAAUUAGACCUGCUGUGUGUGUGUGUGUGUGUGUGUGCUGAAUCCCUUGUCGCUUCAAUAGUCUAAACAGAGAUGCUCAGUUUUCCGUUAAAUACCGCCAAGGCUAAGGGUGACCUUCGUCAAAGUUUGAUCAGGCCAAUCGAUGACCAACCCAACCGAUAACCUGGAAAAUAAAAGACAGUUUGUUGUUGAAACGAGCAAGAAACUUGUUUUCUUUCU
Molecule: messenger RNA, 3808 nt
Organism: Harpegnathos saltator (Jerdon's jumping ant)
Lineage: Eukaryota; Metazoa; Arthropoda; Insecta; Hymenoptera; Formicidae
Exons: 6
Coding region: 1613-2998 (461 amino acids)
Biological process (GO): G protein-coupled receptor signaling pathway
Cellular component (GO): membrane
Molecular function (GO): G protein-coupled receptor activity
Source: RefSeq, a predicted model, not a curated record